AUGGCUGGUCCCGGUGGCGGUCCUCCUCGCCGCAGUCACACAAAGUCCCGCAAGGGUUGUGAAACCUGCAAACGUCGUCACAUUCGAUGCGAUGAAAACUUCCCGCAAUGCCGCAACUGCACCAAGCACAAGAUUCGCUGCCCCUACAACGACGUGCAGGUGCCCGACGCCGAUCGCUCGACGACCCCGGACAAGCCCGACCUCAUGUGGACGCCUCAGGUCGAGGCCGCCAUUGCUGACUGGCAGUCCACGGGCAUCUUCCCCUUCCCGUCCCUCGGCGCCUACCCGGCCCCCAUGCCGCAGUUGUACUCGUACGAGGACCUUCGCCUCAUCUACCACGUCGCCAGCCUCUAUCACCAGCUUGCCUCGAUUGACGCCAACAACUUCACGCUGUGGACCCGUCAUGUUCCGACUCUCCUCAGGAUCGGGGCUACGACUCCAUACGUCAUGCAUGCGCUGCUCGCCUUCUCUGCCAUGCACAUCGCCUUCCUCACUGACUGUCCCCUGGUCGGCAGCAUGGCCUUUGAACAUCGCGGCGUGGCCCUCAGCGGCCUGCACGAGGCCAUUGGCUCCUUCUCUCGCGAGACCUCAGACGCCAUCCUGGCAGCCUCGCUCGUGCUCUCCUGGCAAGCGACGGAUUGGCGCAGCUGGACCCAGCUAAUGCAGGGGACCUCGACGGUCAUCGACGCCAUGGAUGCGUGGAAGCACGAGUCUCAGUUUGGCGACUUCAUCGGCGAGAGCAGCACCUUUCCCACGGCGCCGCCGUCGCCGGGCCCCGAUCACCGGGCCAGCCAGCCGCGCGAGGAGGACAUUCAAGCCUACCAGCGAACGCUCGAGCAGGUGCAAAAGGUCGAGGCUCAUCUCAAGCGCAACAAGGAGGAGACGACGCAGAUCCAACACCUCAUCGGCUUCCUCAAGGGUGCCCGCAAGAUCAGCCCCACGCUAUCCAUUGCCGCCCAGUACGAGCGCCUCCAGCCCCUGAGGACCUGGCUCUUCUGGAUGCCCGUGGGCUACCUGCAGAACCAUCACGGCUCCCCCAACUCGCUCGUCAUCAUCGCCCACCUCUACACGGUGGCCCUUGUCAUGGAGCGCCUCUUCCCCGAGAUUGGCGCCGCCUACUUUGGCAGCCUGUCCAUCUCGCCCGUCGAGGAGAUUGCCCGGCGUCUCAUGUCCAUCAGUGUCGCCGGCGGCGGCGACGGCCGCGUCCAGCAGCAGACGCCGCUCACCCUCAUGGAGUUCCCCAUCGACACGGUCAACGAGUUCCGCUCCCGCAUGGGCUGGAUCCACCCCGAGAGGACUCCUUCGUUCCCGCAGUUCAACCCGCCCAACUUCCCUGUCGCCGACGAGUUGGCCAUGCCCGUCGCCAAGCAGCACUUCGCGCCCUACGGCAACCUGCCCUUCAGCUACAGCGCCGAGGAGCUGCCCAUGCUCAACAGCGCCUCCAUCCCCGGGCACAACCAGGCCUCGAUCAGCCCGCUGCUGCUGUCGUCGCCGUUUCCGAACCAGCAAUACCUGAGCAUCCCGUCGCCGUCGUAUGCUGGUGCGUACAGCCCGGCUUCGUCGACGCUCGAAGGCUCGGUCGCGUACAGCGAUGCCGACGAGUGCGGGGUGUUUGCUCACACGGCCUAUUCCUCUGGCCAGCCGUCCAUGUUGAGCGAAGCGAAUCGCAGCUACGGCGUCGGGUUCGUCACUCCCCACCAACCCGUGUGGAUCUAA
This is a messenger RNA of Hirsutella rhossiliensis, 1716 nucleotides long. RefSeq names its product fungal zn(2)-Cys(6) binuclear cluster domain-containing protein. The record is from RefSeq and is a predicted model, not a curated record. Gene Ontology annotation, molecular function: zinc ion binding; DNA-binding transcription factor activity, RNA polymerase II-specific. Gene Ontology annotation, biological process: regulation of transcription by RNA polymerase II. NCBI's taxonomy places the organism in Eukaryota, Fungi, Ascomycota, Sordariomycetes, Hypocreales, Ophiocordycipitaceae. The coding region runs from base 1 to 1716 and encodes 571 amino acids. The transcript is spliced from 7 exons.